This is a messenger RNA of Plodia interpunctella (Indianmeal moth), 2038 nucleotides long. RefSeq names its product facilitated trehalose transporter Tret1-like. The record is from RefSeq and is a predicted model, not a curated record. Gene Ontology annotation, cellular component: membrane. The transcript has 4 exons. Gene Ontology annotation, molecular function: transmembrane transporter activity. Gene Ontology annotation, biological process: transmembrane transport. Bases 286 to 1779 code for a protein of 497 amino acids. NCBI's taxonomy places the organism in Eukaryota, Metazoa, Arthropoda, Insecta, Lepidoptera, Pyralidae.
AGUCGGCGACUGUUCAGUGAAAUCUCGACACUCGACAGCCGCUUUCCCCGCACUAAGCCCGCGAAAUUAUCGAUUAAUAAAUAUAUCGGAAUUCCAAAUUCAAAUGUAAUAGCUGGCCGGUAGAAUUUGUGAUGUGAUUUUUUUUUGUGAACACGGAUAAUGUGAGAGUGCACUGGGUAUUAUGGGACUGGACAUCAUGAUACACGGGACAUUUUAACACACUGGACUUUUUAAAAGGACCUUGUCUGGCAGAAAUUCACUUCUUCUGCAUGAAGACAAAAAGCGAUGAAGCCCUUUAUAAAACAGGCGUUCGUGGUGAGCGGCGCCGCGCUCAAUAUAGCGGGGCAUGGCUGCGCUCACGGCUUCCCGGCAGUCCUCUUCGCUCAACUCAAAACUACAGGCGAAGUGGUGUUGACAGACCACGACACCUCAUGGAUUGCAUCAGUCGUCGGCGCCAUGGGUAUCGUUGGAAACUUCAUAUCUCCAAUCCUGAUGACACGAUUCGGUCGUCAGAAAGCCCAUCUCAUCAGCACAGUACCUGCCCUCUUAGGAUGGAUCGUCUUUAUCCUAGGAAAAUCAGUGCCAGCUUUCCUAGUAGCCAGACUUCUCCACGGCCUAGCAUUAGGUCUUAGGACCCCAUUAGCAGCAAUAUUAGUCGCAGAAUACACCGAUCCAAAAUACAGAGGAGCGUUUCUUGGAACCUUCGCCAUAUCUUUGGGAUUGGGAAUAUUUUUAUCACAUUUGUGGGGGGCACAUCUCACGUGGAAGUCCACAGCGAUAGUCUGCUCAAUGUUUCCAUUAAUCUCUAUGAUCAUUAUAAGCCUUUCGCCCGAAUCUCCCGGUUGGCUCGUCUCGAAAGGAAAAUUCGGUGAAGCUACGAAAGCCUUCAGAUGGGUUAGAGGUGAUGGACCGGAGCAAAAAGAAGAACUUACCGCUAUGAUCGAAGCGCAAACUGAAGAAAUGAAAGCAGAAGAAAGGAGGAGAGGAGAUGUCGUUAAAAGAUUUUCUGUUAAAGGAAUUUGCAAGUCCAUAACAGAUUCUUUGAAGGAAGUUUUGAGAAUCUUCAAGAAGAAAGAGUUUUAUAAGCCGGCUAUUAUAGCAAUAAGUAUGUUGAUUGUGUUUGAAUUCGGUGGUGCGCAUAUGGUGGCAGCUUACGGAAAUAUCAUGCUGCAAGCGGUAUUGGACAAAGAGGAUCCUAAUGACGUAGCCUGGCAAUUUACAGUGAUAGAUUUAUUAAGAACUGUGUGCGCUUUCCUCGCGAUAUUUCUGUUGAAAUACUUCAAAAGAAGGACUAUACUGUUUACUAGUGGUGCUUUAACAGUAUUAUCAUUAUCGUCAAUCUCAGUAUUUGUGUAUAUGAGACAAGCUGGCUUAUUCCCAGCAGGUUGGAUAUUAGAUACUGUACCUAUGGCUUUGAUGAUAAUGUAUACAGUGUCAUUUUGUUUAGGAUUAGUUCCUUUGAAUUGGGUUAUAUGCGGGGAAGUAUUUCCUUUAGCUUAUAGAAGUUUAGGAUCAACGCUAUCAACAUCCUUUUUGACUCCAUCAUUUAUGGUGUCUAUGAAGACUGCUCCACAUUUAUAUUCGUCGGUAGGAGUUGAAGGAGCAUUCUUGGUAUAUUCAGCUACUUUAACAGUAUUUUUAUUAAUCAUGUUCGCGUUAUUACCAGAGACAAAAGAUAGAACUUUACAGGAUAUAGAAGAUAGUUUUAAAGGCAAGAAGACUGCAGACCCUGAAGUACAAAUGACGUUAAUUAAUAAGGAGAAAAUUGUUGUAAAAUAAGAUCAUUUUCAUAAAAACGCUAGAGAUACGAGUCAAAAAAUAGAUAUAAGUAUGGUCUUAAGGCUACUUUAAACAACUAGAGUAAGACUCUCUUUUUGAUUAUGAUAUUUAGUAUAAGAAUAAUAUUUUUGUAUGCCAAUGAAGUAUAAUAAUAAGACGAUGUGCAAGAUAUUUUACAUUACAUUAAUAUUAAUCUAAGACAAAUUAAAUAGAUUAUGAUAAUUUUCUUCUGACUAAAAUACAGUUGUGAAACACACUG